Messenger RNA from Haliaeetus leucocephalus (bald eagle), 456 nucleotides. It is a transcript of the gene C1QL2, whose product is annotated as complement component 1, q subcomponent-like 2. Lineage: Eukaryota; Metazoa; Chordata; Aves; Accipitriformes; Accipitridae. Gene Ontology annotation, molecular function: protein binding. The record is from RefSeq and is a predicted model, not a curated record. The transcript has 3 exons. The coding region runs from base 1 to 456 and encodes 151 amino acids.
AUGACUCUGGCUUUGCAGGAGCGGCUGGCGGCGGGCGGGCUGAGCGCCGCCUUCAGCGGGCCGCGCAUCGCCUUCUACGUGGGGCUGAAGAGCCCCCACGAAGGCUACGAGGUGCUCAAGUUCGACGACGUGGUGACCAACCUGGGCAACCACUACGACCCGGCCAGCGGCAAGUUCACCUGCCAGGUGCGCGGCAUCUACUUCUUCACCUACCACAUCCUCAUGCGCGGCGGCGACGGCACCAGCAUGUGGGCCGACCUCUGCAAGAACGGCCAGGUGCGGGCCAGUGCCAUCGCCCAGGACGCGGACCAGAACUACGACUACGCCAGCAACAGCGUGGUGCUGCACCUGGACUCCGGCGACGAGGUGUACGUCAAGCUGGACGGAGGCAAAGCGCACGGAGGCAACAACAAUAAGUACAGCACUUUCUCUGGCUUUCUUUUAUACCCCGAUUAA